AUGGUCGCUCCGUCGACGGAGCCGCGCGAGGCUGCUGCGCCGACGGAUCUUGCGGGCAUCUCGCCGUCGGCUGCUCGUGGAGGCUGGCGCGUCAUCCUCACGGGCACGCCGCUGCAGAACAACCUGAACGAGUACCACGCGAUGGUCGACUUCGUGCGGCCCGCGCUGCUCGGCUCGGUGCCCGAGUUCCGCAACCGCUUCGUCGCGCCGAUCACCAACGGCAACACGCUCGUGCUUCGCGGCGCAGGCUCCUGA
Messenger RNA from Emiliania huxleyi CCMP1516, 255 nucleotides. RefSeq lists its product as hypothetical. Gene Ontology annotation, molecular function: ATP binding; ATP-dependent chromatin remodeler activity; ATP hydrolysis activity. Gene Ontology annotation, cellular component: nucleus. The transcript is spliced from 3 exons. The record is from RefSeq and is a predicted model, not a curated record. NCBI's taxonomy places the organism in Eukaryota, Haptophyta, Isochrysidales, Noelaerhabdaceae. Bases 1 to 255 code for a protein of 84 amino acids.